AUGGCGUCGAGUUGCAGCACGUACCUCCCUUCUGUCGACUGCACCGGUCGUGCGACGCGCGCCACCACCCCGGUCCUCUGUCGUGCGACCCCCACGGCUCAUUCACCCCCGACCAACCAUCUCCGCCGAGGACACAUGGACUGACCUCUUCGAUCAUCGCCACUCCACAGCCGAGAUUGAGCGGACACUGAAAAAGGUGUCCGAAGGUGUGAGUCGGCGGUCUGGCCUGGCUCAUGCGCGCAUAGGGCACGCUCGCUCGCUCGCUCGCUCCCAGCUGCUGACCUCGUCACCCCACUCCUCAACUAACAGGUCGAAAUAUUCGAAGGCGUGCGUUAUGAUACGCCAGAGCUAGUGGUGCCGUAGGUGCCGCAGCUGAACCAUGCCUCUUUCCCCUGACCAACCGCAGAUCUUUGACAAGAUCCAAACGAGCACGAACCAGACACAAAAGGAGAAGCUCGAGGUCGACCUCAAGUCCCAGAUCAAGAAGCUGCAACGUCUGCGCGAUCAGAUCAAGACAUGGAUGACCUCGAACGACAUCAAGGACAAGCAGCCGCUCAUCGAUAACCGCAAGCUCAUCGAGACGGUCAGUUCUGGGGUAUGGGGCGCGUGGGGAGGGGUCUUUUCAACGGGGGCUCACGCGAGUGCGGGGUUUCACAGCAAAUGGAACGGUUCAAGGCAUGUGAGAAGGAAAUGAAGACCAAGGCCUUCUCGAAGGAAGGACUCUCUGCCGCAGCCAAGCUCGACCCGAAAGAACAGCUCAAGCUUGAGCUGUGCAACUGGAUCACGAGCAUGGUUGAUGAGCUCUCGCGCCAGGUCGAGGCCUCUGAAGCCGAGGUCGAGACGUUGCAGGCGCUCAAGAAGAAGAAGGACAGCGACCGCGAGCGCUUGGAGCAGCUCGAGACGCUCAACGAGCGGCGGCAGUGGCACGUCAAUCGGCUCGAGUUGAUCUUGCGCCUGCUCGAGAAUGGCAACUUGCAGACCGAUGCCGUCAAUGACAUCAAGGAGGACAUUGCUUACUUUGUCGAGAGCAAUACGGUGCGUUGGAGAUGUUUUGUUUCGCUCUCCUCGGCAUGCAGUCACUAAACUGCUGUCUGGCACACGCACACAGGAGGAGGACUUUGACGAGGACGAAGGCGUGUAUGACGGACUGAAUUUGGAGGAAGAGGAAGAGAUGUUCCAGAUUGGAGGAGACGAUCUACAGUCGUCGCAUGACACGAGUUCGAUUGCCGACGAGCCAUCACCGGCACCAGCACCGCCACCGUCGGCGAAGAAAACCGUCGUCGAAGAGGCCGCCAAGAGCCCGGCCAAGUCGAGCAAAGCUGCCACCGCACCCGCCAUCACGAGUCCACCCGCACCCGCUGCAGCAACAACUCGCAAACCGACACUCGACUCCAACACUCCGAGACCUGUCGUCGUACCGCAGCCGACACGAUCGACUUCGGGCCCCGUGCCGACACCGCGGCCAGUCCCUGCAGCCCUGCCCCCGAUUCGUUACGCCGCCGCCGCCGCCGCCGCCAAUGCGUCGAGUACAUCGGCAGCAACAACAACAGUGGCCACCACGCCAGCAUCGGUACCUGCUCCCACGAGUGCACUGGCACCGACGCCUUCGGUUACCUCGACACCGAGCGUGACCAGUGCCCCCGCACCACCGCCAGGCCUGGCUUCGGCUGCUCCGUCGCCGACGAGUGGUCAAGAUGCUUCCCACGAUUCAACAGCGAGCUCUGAAGUGGCCCGAUCUACGGGAGCUGAUGCGAGCAAACUUGCCUCGGCGGGACCAUCGCCGAUGUUGGCGCCUGGGCUGGCACCGGGUAAUGCUUCCCUCUCGAGUCCCGCGCCGAGUUCGGCUUCCUUCAACGGUGUCAACGGUACUUCAGCAGCCCCCUCGCUCGCGGCGGCUUCGGCUUCGCCCGCUCCUUCGUUCUCAUCGCUGCCCCAAGCCUUGGCCAACUCGUCGACCGACCCAUCCGAAUCUGCCGUCCCCGCCCCCGACAAGGGUGUUGUCUCGAGCGCCGCCUCACAAGAAGCGUCUUCGCAGCCGACUCGAUCAGCGAACGAGCCUCGUUUGCCGAGCAGUUUGGCUGAUCUCGUGACGAGCUUUGAGAGCGCGAAGCAAAAGUCGAUCCGAAGAGACAACGAUUUGGGAGCGAUCCACAAGAUCCUCGAUGCUGGCUUCUCCAACGUGCCGCAGCCUCUUGAUGCUGAGAAGUGAGCUUGAGUUUGCCAUCGUGAGAGGCAAUUAUCUUGCAGAGACUAACUACUUCAUGGUUACAGGCCCAAGUACUACGUACCCCGACAGCCGUACGCAACUCCCAACUACUACCCUCAAGAGCCUCUCCCGCAGUUCGCGAACCCGGCCCUGUUCGCCAAGCUCGACGUCGACACGCUUUUCUACAUCUUCUAUUACUGCCAGGGGACAUACCUGCAGUUCCUCGCCGCGGCCGAGUUGAAGAAGCAGAGUUGGCGAUUUCACAAGCAGUAUCUCACCUGGUUCCAGCGCGCGAAUGAGCCGCAGCAGAUCACGGAUGAGUAUGAGCAGGGCGUUUACUUGUACUGUGAGUUUGGGAGUAGUGGUGAGUGGAAGGUGAUUGGGCUGAGCUGAUGUGUGGUGCUGUUCUCGAACAGUCGACUGGGAGGGCUCGUGGUGUCAGCGAAGGAAGGGCGACUUCCGAUUCGAUUAUGUGAGUGACACGUUCCCGGAGGAUCCAUUGUAUUUCACUACGCAUGCAGCUACGCAUUCAGUCCUAACUUCGAGUCUCGUACGUUCUCACAGCGGUACCUCGACACGGAUUAG
Molecule: messenger RNA, 2791 nt
Organism: Microbotryum saponariae
Lineage: Eukaryota; Fungi; Basidiomycota; Microbotryomycetes; Microbotryales; Microbotryaceae
Source: the annotation of a GenBank genome assembly